GCUGCGACUGAAACCAUGCUUCUGCCGGUUGCGAAGUGCGGCUUGGCGUUUCGGUUGCUGCAGGGGACUGGGCUCGGACUUGGCCGCUGCCAGCAUGGGAAGUUGCAGGAUCAUCUGCCAGUUCGACUUAAGCGAAGGCCUAUCUGCCUUUUAAGAGGGACUGGACCGUGGUCCUGCAUCUCCUUUUCCAGGGUCCCUGGGGAUUUGGGUGGGGGGAGCGGGACUUGGGGGAAAGAUGAGAACAUCACGGAGCCCCAGGAUGCUUCUGUUGCACAGCAAGGCGACGACGCAUCCUGGUCGCAGCCUUCCUUGGGAGCCCAGGGCGCCCGAUGCCUUUCUUCUCUGGAGAAGCCCCCGAGAAUGUUGCCAGAGGAGAUGCUGUCUCCAGAGACCAAGUACUUGGCCACUGGCCAGGAGGAAUGCAGCGAUGAAAUCGAGGUGACCUCCCCGCCUCCACCACGGGCUCCCGAGGAUUGUUGUAAAGCCCAGCCCUCGCAGACCAAAGAGAUGCCUGCACACUCCAUCAGGUCAAGGCCCAAGGAACUCCCCUUUCAACCCGGGGACCUUCUUUAUGCUGAGUUCCAAAAAGGCGAAAAUAUAUUUAAAAAACUGUUUAAGUUGGAGGCUGCAGGACAAUUAAGCUGUAACUGGGGAGCAAUUCCAUACAAAGAAAUGAUUGGGAAGUUACCUGGCCAAUUGUUUAGGAGUUCCAUUGGUCACCGCUUUAUGCUGAGAAGACCAGCUUUGGAGGAGUUUGUUUUAUUGAUGAAAAGGGGGCCUACUAUAUCAUAUCCGAAGGAUAUGAAUAUGAUGCUGAUGAUGAUGAAUGUCAAACAAGGCGAUACCAUUUUGGAUGUUGGCUCAGGAUCUGGCGGAAUGAGUUUGUUUUUAUCGCAAGCAGUUGGAUUACAGGGACAAGUUAAAAGUUUUGAAAUUAGAAAAGACCACCACAACCAGGCUAAGAAGAACUACAAGUGCUGGCGUGAUGCAUGGAAGAUUAGUCAUAUAGAAGAAUGGCCAGAUAACGUGGAUUUCAUUCAUAAGGACAUUUUAAAAGCUGCUGAGGACAUAGAAUCCAUAACAUUUGAUGGGGUGGCUUUGGACAUGCUAAAUCCUCAAAUUGCUUUGCCUAUUGUAUAUCCAAAUCUUAAGCAGGGUGGCAUAUGUGCAGUAUAUUUAGCAAAUAUCACACAGGUAAUUGAGCUUUUAGAAGGAAUACGUACCUGCAAACUUGCGUUCUGGUGUGAACAGAUAAGAGAAGUUCUUCUUAGAGACUGGUUAAUAUGCCCAGCAAAAAGGAAAGAUGGCACUUUAGCCCAAAGAGUAGAGGCUAAAACCAAUAUGGAUUUAAAGUUACAUUCUCAAAGGGAAAUUGACACUGAAGAAAGUGAGAAUGCACAAGAGAAAGAUGAUGAUGAAUCACCUUCUGGUUUUCCAUAUAGCUCAAUUCCCUACAUUGCUAGACCCUUUCAUUCACAAGCUAAUCACACAGCUUUUCUUGUCAAAUUGAGGAAGUUCAACCCAGAACAUUAACUGAGUACUCCAGAUGACUGACUGCAACUGAUAUCAAGAUUGUAAAGUACCAAGAUAAACUUAAUAUUGUAAAUGAUUACUUUUAUUACAUACAAAUUUUGAAAUAUGAAAGCUAAGGGAACAGGCAACUGUGCAACUCUUAAAAAAAAACAAAACAUAUAUUACCUCAUUUUGACACUUAUCUUGAAAUUACAUUUAGACAUUUUGUAUUUAAUGAUUCCAAGUUGUUUUAGUUGAGCCAUUUCAUUCUUCAUUUCCUGUAAACCACUCCAUAGAUUUAUCUUGCUUCAUGCAACUCGUUUUCCUUCCCUUUUUUGAUACGUUAUCAGUGGCUAUAAAAAUUUUUUUAAGAAGUAUUAAUACAUGGAAAAUUAGGUUUUUUAAAAGUAUACAUUCAGAUGGCUCUAAGCACAUUUGGAAAAAAUAAAACCUUUGUGUUUCAAUGAUUGUAAUUUAUCCAGGCUAAUAAAAAGAUUUAAUAUCCUUAUUAAUUCUCUCUAAAAUAAAAACAUUUUGGUUAAGUCAAAAAUCUUUCUAAUAAACAGCAGCAGAAAUUUUCAUGUUUGCUUUUGUCUCUUAAAGGUAUAAUGUUGGUUUAAUCACUUUGUCAAAAAAUCAAUUAUAUUGAGGCCUUGUUCAGAUGAAAUCCUACUAAGUACAAGUUGUUACACUUUGUUGUUGAGUUUGGGAGAUUUUCAAAGGGUUUAUAUAAAAUAAAUGUUUGGGUUAAUAGCUAUUUACAAACAAUAACCAACUGGGGGUUGUCCCCACCUCCAACACAAAUACAUUUAGGAAAGCAUAUAAAAGUUUAUUUAAACUAUUUAAAUUUGUAUAUAUUUUCACAUAGUUAUUGUAUGUAAAUACCAUACCCAAAGUACCAUAUUUCACUUAAUACAGUAUUAGACUUGUCUGUACAUCUUUUACACAGUGAUUUUUUAGUUCAUUGUAUUUCUAUUAGCCUCACUGUUAUAAAGACUAAUUGGUUAAUAGUUUCAUAAAAUAGAAAACUAUUUUAAGAAAUUAAAUUGAGAAGUUAAGUAACUUGCUCAUGUUCACAGCGCAUUAAGUGUUAGAAGCAGGAUUUGAACUCAGGUUUCUCCUCACACUAAGCUGGCUAAAUUACGAUUAUCUAUACUAUUAGUAUACAGCAGAAUUUAUUUUAAUUAUAUUUAUGAUAUUUAGACUAUUUUAUACAAUCUUUGAUUUGUUAUAUAUCUCUUAUGCACUGUCAGGGAAUAAGGAGUUCUACAUCGCCCUGGAUAGGAAUGGCACCAACUACUUCUCUAUUCCCUUCCUCUUACCCCAUAGUUCUCUACCAGAUCAGACUUUUUAAAAAAUUAUUAAUCAUUAUACUAUAAUUUAGUGAUACCCUCAGGACAUACAAGGUGUAAGUAAGGGUUGUUUGCCCCUAUGAUAAAUGGUUUCAGACUGCCAUACAUCAUUGAAUUUGUCUUUGUACAGUUUUUCCUAUUUUUCCCGUUGUUACCAGCUGUCGUCCUUAAUUUGCUACUUUUCAUGUUCUGUGGGCUAGGAUACAAGGUGACUAAAUGUCAGAAUUAUUUCUGAAAUAAGUGUAAAGAGGCUUGAGUUCUAAAGGAAUAAAGUAUCUAAGCUUUACUGCACAGGCUUUGUGACUUCCAGUUUUGCUACUAAGAAGCCAUUUUUGUGUCUAUUCCUUCUGAAUUCUUAACUGCAAUCUAGAAUUGUGGAGUUUUUAUUGAUACUUGUUUGAACCAAGAUGAGCUAUUGCAAAAGGAUUAAAAUAAAUUCAUGCCCCACAAAAACAAAAAACAAAACAAAAAAAUAAAUAAAUAAAUUCAGAGGAAACUAAUGUAAUAAAGUGAGUAGUAGAAACAAUCUUCAGUGGGGCAAUUGAUCUAAGAAAUAUAAGGACAUGCCCUUCAUAAGACUGAUUAGAGUUUCCAUCAGGUUUCAAAACUCCUAACACUAAAGGCAGAAACAAAAAAGUACAACUAGUCUUUAAUAAGUAUUUCAUUUAAGACUUUUCAGUAACAAAAAAUAUUUGCAUAAAAGUUUUAGAAAAGCCAUAAGUAAUAGCUAUAAUUAUAUUUAAAACGCAAUGGGUUUUUGGUUUUUUUUUUGGUGAGGCAAUUGGGGUUAAG
This is a messenger RNA of Dromiciops gliroides (monito del monte), 3656 nucleotides long. RefSeq names its product tRNA methyltransferase 61B (gene TRMT61B). The transcript is spliced from 7 exons. The record is from RefSeq and is a predicted model, not a curated record. Gene Ontology annotation, biological process: tRNA methylation. Bases 16 to 1533 code for a protein of 505 amino acids. NCBI's taxonomy places the organism in Eukaryota, Metazoa, Chordata, Mammalia, Microbiotheria, Microbiotheriidae. Gene Ontology annotation, cellular component: tRNA (m1A) methyltransferase complex.